This is a messenger RNA of Plasmodium coatneyi, 1401 nucleotides long. RefSeq lists its product as uncharacterized. The transcript is spliced from 2 exons. The coding region runs from base 1 to 1401 and encodes 466 amino acids. The record is from RefSeq and is a predicted model, not a curated record. Lineage: Eukaryota; Apicomplexa; Aconoidasida; Haemosporida; Plasmodiidae.
AUGAAAUUAUGCAGGGCUGUUUUUUUCCUCCUCGGAGCGUGCGCCCUUCAUUCGGUUGCGUGUCGACCUGGGGGAAAUGAGGACGUGGGGGGAGUUGGAGCGGUGGAAACACCUGAGGGGGAAAGCAUGGGAGUGCCAACCCAUGAGAAGACCACCAAUGUAGGGGGGGACGCCCCAAAUGGGGGAAAGGGCGAAGCCGAGGAAGAAUUGAAGAAAGCGAAGGAGGACGUGCAGAAGGCUAAGGACCUCGCCCACAAAUGCGAAAAGCAAAAAAGGGAAACCUUGCUAGCAGCGCAGACUGCUCAGAAGAACCUGCAGGAGUGUACCCAUAAUAGCGGGAUAGACCUCACUAAGUGCAAAGCACAGCUAAGUGAUAGAGAAAAACACCUGUACGUGUGCAGGGAAAAUGAAGACAAGUGUUAUGAGAAAAUAAAAGAUAUGGGGAAGGAGCACGAGGAAAGCGUAAGUAGGAAGGAGAACGAAGCGGCAGAACUGAGGGAGAAGUUACUGAAGCUAGAAAGGACACUAGAAGAGAUGGAGCUGAAGUUGAAGGUGGAAAGCUACGAAGGUGCUGGUAGAAGUCACAUCGAUGACAAAGACAGUGACUACCUAAUUUCGUUCCCCAUGGUGCGAAGUUAUUUCGUAAAGGUAUUAAAAAUCUACAAAACGUUUUACAUAAUAGUGUUCGAACAGACGAACUUGUCUGGGUUCCUCUCCCAGGUAGCUUUGCAUAAGGAUGCCGUGAUGACGCAAAUUAAGCUUUAUGGAAACCUUACAAUGGAAAAGCUGCAUGGAUACAAAACCUCCAUCGGUGAAUGUGAUUGGGUGAAUGGACUUUUAAGCCUUUACGAAAAUUCAUCUCUCAGUCAGUAUAUACAGUUAAUUAAAAGGAAAGUUGUAAAGAUUGCCUCUACGGUAAGGCGGUUGUUCCUCCAGAAAGUGGUGUACCCCGUGAGUCGAGACCUCUACCCACAGAUGACUCAAUCGAUGAGAAAUAAAUACAAGAACAUAAAUUGGGACCUCUUCUUACACAAAUUACACAACAAUUCUGAGUUCCUAGUGGUGAAGCUAAAUUCUAUAAACCCAGAACUACAAGGGAUUAUUUCCCCUCGCUUGGAAGAUCAACUGAUUUUGCUGAUUUUCUUCACGGCGCUAUCGAAGAGGGUGAGUAUGUGUUUGUUCACGUGGAGUUACUUGUGCUUGUCCGUGAUAUAUCGAUGCACCGUCUUUGUGAUCACGCUGCCAAUACGGCCGUUCAUGCGAAAGCGGGGCAAACGCAGUAGGAAGGUGUACCGCAGGCACGACGAAAGGACCUGCACCAACCCGGAGCGUGUCUCGUACCUGCAGCAGGAGGUUAAGAAGAUGCACAAGGGACAUAGCGUCCACCAGCGUAGGGGGUGA